Carica papaya (papaya) is the source of this 3376-nucleotide messenger RNA. Lineage: Eukaryota; Viridiplantae; Streptophyta; Magnoliopsida; Brassicales; Caricaceae. The record is from RefSeq and is a predicted model, not a curated record.
UCACCUGAAGGGAAAAGGAUGCUGGACUUUCGGAAAUCUCUACCUACAUCCAAGGAAAAGGAAAGGCUGCUCCAAGCAAUUGCAAGGAAUCAGGUUAUAGUUAUAUCUGGGGAGACUGGUUGUGGCAAGACCACUCAGCUUCCUCAGUAUAUACUGGAAUCAGAAAUAGAAUCUGGCCGUGGAGCAUUUUGCAGCAUAAUUUGCACACAACCUCGAAGAAUAUCUGCUAUGGCUGUUGCAGAAAGAGUGUCUUCAGAGAGGGGAGAACCUCUUGGUGAAACUGUUGGCUAUAAAGUGCGAUUAGAGGGCAUGAAAGGGAAAAAUACUCAUCUUCUAUUUUGUACAAGUGGCAUUUUACUUAGACGGCUGUUAGGUGACCACAAUUUAAAUGGCAUAACACAUGUUUUUGUGGAUGAAAUUCAUGAGCGUGGCAUGAAUGAAGAUUUCCUAUUGAUUGUGCUGAAGGAUCUCCUUCCUCGCCGUCCAGAUCUGAGAUUGAUUUUAAUGAGUGCAACUUUGAAUGCUGAGCUGUUCUCCAGUUAUUUUGGGGGAGCACUGACAAUUCACAUUCCCGGCUUUACACAUCCUGUGAGGGCACAUUUUUUAGAAGAUGUGGUGGAGAUGACUGGGUAUAAGUUGACUUCUUUCAACCAAAUUGAUGAUUAUGGGCAAGAGAAGAUGUGGAAAACACAGAGGCAGCUGGCGCCGCGAAAAAGGAAAAACCAGAUCACUGCUCUUGUUGAGGAUGCUCUCAGUAAAUCAAGCUUUGAGAAUUACAGCUCCAGGGCACGUGAUUCCCUAGCAUGUUGGAUGCCUGAUACCAUAGGAUUUAAUCUUAUUGAAGCAGUUCUUUGUCAUAUAUGUCGAAAGGAACGGCCAGGUGCUGUGUUAGUGUUCAUGACUGGUUGGGAGGAUAUUAGCUGUUUGAGGGAUCAACUCAAAGCUCAUCCCCUUCUUGGUGACCCCAACAGAGUUCUGCUUCUAACAUGCCAUGGUUCAAUGGCGACAUCAGAACAGAAACUCAUAUUUGAGAGGCCACCUCCAAAUAUACGCAAAAUAGUUCUGGCUACAAAUAUGGCAGAGGCGAGCAUUACAAUUAACGAUAUAGUUUUUGUUGUUGAUUGUGGAAAAGCUAAAGAGACCACUUAUGAUGCUUUAAAUAAUACACCUUGUCUGCUCCCUUCAUGGGUAUCACAAGCAUCUGCUCGGCAAAGGAGGGGCAGAGCUGGCCGUGUGCAGCCUGGUGAAUGUUACCAUCUGUAUCCCAAAUGUGUUUAUGCAGCUUUCACUGAAUACCAACUUCCUGAGCUUCUGAGAACUCCUUUGAACUCUCUUUGCCUGCAAAUUAAAAGUUUGCAGGUUAAAAGCAUUGGAGAAUUCUUGUCAGCAGCGCUGCAGCCACCAGAACCCUUGGCUGUCCAAAAUGCUGUGGAUUUUUUGAAAAUGAUCGGGGCACUAGAUGAGGAGGAAAAUCUGACAAAUCUUGGGAAAUUCUUGUCAAUGCUUCCAGUAGAUCCCAAGUUGGGGAAAAUGCUGAUCAUGGGUGCUAUCUUCCGCUGCUUUGAUCCUAUAUUAACUAUAGUGUCUGGGCUCAGUGUCAGAGAUCCUUUUCUUUUACCUCAAGACAAAAAGGACUUAGCUGGGACGGCAAAGUCUAGGUUCUGUGCAAAAGACUACAGUGACCAUAUGGCUCUUGUCCGUGCAUAUGAAGGGUGGAAAGAUGCAGAAAGAGAAGGAUCAGCAUAUGAAUAUUGUUGGAGGAAUUUCCUGUCUGCACAGACACUUCAGGCCAUCCAUUCUCUUAGGAAGCAGUUUAGCUUCAUUUUGAGAGAAGCUGGUUUAGUAGAUGCAGAUGCAGGCAUUGAGAACAGAUUGAGUCACAACCAAUCUCUUGUUCGUGCCAUCAUAUGUUCUGGCCUUUUUCCUGGAAUAGCAUCUGUAGUGCACAGAGAAACUUCCAUGUCUUUCAAAACAAUGGAUGAUGGCCAAGUAUUACUAUACGCAAUACUUGCUAAAUAUUUCCUAGUAUCUCUUCAAUCAUCUGAGGUAGUGCUUCUGGUUCAGAAUUCUGUCAAUGCGCGUUAUCAAACUAUUCCUUAUCCUUGGCUGGUGUUUGGAGAGAAAGUUAAAGUUAACACAGUUUUCAUACGUGAUUCUAGCGGUGUAUCUGAUUCAAUACUGAUCCUUUUUGGCGGUGCUCUAAGCUGUGGCUUACAGGCUGGGCAUUUAAAAAUGCUAAAUGGGUAUAUUGAUUUCUUCAUGGAUCCAAGCUUGGCAGAGUGCUAUUUGAAGCUUAGGGAAGAACUUGAUAAACUUCUUCAGAAGAAGCUUGAAAAUGCUAACGUCGACAUUCACAAGGAAGGGAAGUACCUUAUGCUUGCUGUUCAGGAGUUGGUAUCGGGUGAUCAAUGUGAAGGGAGAUUUGUUUUUGGUCGUCAGAGCAAGAAACCUCAGGAUAUCUGUGAGAAGGAUAGGUUUACAAAAGAUGGAACAAAUCCUAAGAGCUUGCUGCAAACUCUGCUGAUGAGAGCAGGGCACUCUCCUCCAAAAUACAAAGUGAAGCACCUUAAGACGAAUGAAUUCAGGGCACUGGUAGAAUUUAAAGGAAUGCAAUUCGUGGGAAAACCGAAAAGAAACAAGCAGCUUGCAGAGAGGGAUGCUGCUAUAGAGGCACUGGCAUGGUUGACGCAUACAACUGACAACAGCAGAGGUGACGAUGAUGAUUCCCCUCCCGAUGUUACCGACAACAUGCUUAAACUUCUUGGAAAACGUCGAAGAUCCAAAAGAAACUUGGGUUAAUAUUAAAUCCAUCUACAUGCCUUUUCCCAUUGACAGUCUGAUAAAAUGACUAGCUAAUCUAUCUGUGUCAGCUACCAGCGCAAAGAUGAUAUGAUUUCAGCACAGGUAGUAAAAAGAGAAAUAUAUAGCUGGGGUGAUGCAUAAAAUGGAAAACCAUUCUGAUCCUGCAUAACAUUUAGCCACUCGUGGGUUCACUAUAACAGCAAGUGGCCCCAGGGAUGUGUACAAAGUGCUAAUAAGAAGCACCUGGCAGAGAAGAGUAGGCUUGUCUACGCAGGUCCGUUUUUACUUGCCUCAUAUUUAGGUUAUUUAUUGUUCUCUAGUGCAUGAGUUAGAUUUCUCUCCUAAAAGAUUUAAGGAAAUUUAUGCUUCUUGCCAUAAGAUUGAAGAUAUACCAGUUGGCACACAGGUCAUUCUUUUGUACUUGGUAGUCAUCUAGGCACAUAAAAUAUGAUUAGUUUCGAAUGUAUACAGGGGUUUGAUUGCUCCUUAUGUUAGAUUAAUGUAUAUUUAGAUACCUGUCCAUGUGUUGCAUGAACUGUUUUAAGAUAAUACCAAAUAAUUAUAAUGUUUCACA